Messenger RNA from Vicia villosa (hairy vetch), 2910 nucleotides. RefSeq names its product exocyst complex component EXO70B1-like. Gene Ontology annotation, cellular component: exocyst. The transcript has a single exon. Lineage: Eukaryota; Viridiplantae; Streptophyta; Magnoliopsida; Fabales; Fabaceae. Gene Ontology annotation, molecular function: phosphatidylinositol-4,5-bisphosphate binding. Bases 555 to 2681 code for a protein of 708 amino acids. Gene Ontology annotation, biological process: exocytosis. The record is from RefSeq and is a predicted model, not a curated record.
CCAUUGAAUUAUUGGAUCAAAUUCUAGACAUCAAUUGUUAUUACUCAAUAUUCACCACUCAAUAUACAAUACUCAAUACUCAAUACUAGAUUAAAAGCAUGAUCCAAUGGCUUAUGUAGACUUAUGCAUGGUUCAAUACUCAAUACUAGAUUAAAAGCAUGAUCCAAUGGCUUAUGUAGACUUAUGCAUGGUGCAUAAGUAAAAUCCUUAUGCAUAUUAGGCAAAGCCCUUCAACUCCAUGAACACUAUCAAAGAAGCCUCGGUCCCAUCAAGACAUCAGAGUUUUGAUUCUCUUAUGAUAGUUAAUUUGAAAUUUAUGGCCAUACACCAGUACAUAAUACUUUUAUUUUUAUCUUUAUGUAAAGAAAGGCUUGUUUUAGUCAAUUCCUACUACCAUUACCCAUUUCUUAAAUUUAUAUAGUUUUUGGUCUGUUUCCUCGAAGUUCAUUAGAAAUAACAGGAUAGCUUCCUAAAGAAAACAGAAAAUUGUUCACAUCUCAGUAUAUAUGUCUCUAUGAAAGGAGUUUCAACUCUUAACUCACUUAAGAGAGAACAUGAAGCAUGUUAUCAUCCAAAUUCAGAGAUGGUUGAUGCAUAUAAAGGUAUGGAGAGUUGUGGGCUUCACUUCAGCGGUUGUUGGAUUGGUUUGUUAUGCUCUCAGUUCUUCCUUCAACCAUCUAUUUGGAAAUUGGAAUUUAUGUAAGAUAUUUCUUUACACCGUUUUCAGUAUCAUCAUCUGCUUCCUGAUUUUAUUUGCAAUGAUAUGUAACAACUUCAGAAAUCUCAGGUUCAAAGUUCAAUUCGCUUUUUUGGUUUUAACCCUCACCUCAGUGUAUUCCUUUUUUUCUGAUAAAAUGAUGAAUGGGAAACCCGAUGUGUAUAGUAUCAUUUCAAAUGCUGCCUUUGCUAUCAUGUCACUCAGUUUGUCGCGGCAAACUCAGUGCGGAUUCGAAGUGGAUCUUCUUUACUUUUUUCUUGGAUGUUUAAUUGUCCAACUGAUGAAGAUUAAAUUACAGUUAUUCAUUGUAGGUGCUGGCUUCAGCUAUUCCCUUAUUAUUAUUCGUUCUUCUUUUCCUUCUGUUUCCGUAGAUGUAGCAUCGGGUAAUGAGCACCCUGGACUCCAAGAUGAACAUUCGGUAGUUGUUGACAUCUUUUCUCAACAAUUGGUAUGCACUGAUAUCGCUAGUAGCAUGAUGGAACAACUAAGGACUUGUGUGAAAGCGAUUCAACAGGAAAAUCUUAAUGUCAUCAAUAGUCUUUUGGAGCAGAAAAUAGAAUUCUUUGACAAUGCAUCUGAACUGAUGUUGUCUGAACAGAGUUCGGAAGGAGUGGUCAUGUUGGAAUUGCUCUUGCCGGAAAGUGAAACUAUCAAUAAUCUUCAAGAUAUAGUGAAGUUAAUGGUGAGCGCUGGUUUUGAAAAGGAGUGCGCUAAUGUGUACGGUAGUUGCAUGAGGGAAUGCUUGGAGGAGUGCCUAAUAAAUCAAUUAUUAGGUUUGGAGAAUCGUACUAUCGAAGAUGUUAACAUGAUUCCGUGGAAGGAUCUCAAAGACCCAAUUAGAAGAUGGAUUAAGACUUCUAAGGUUGCUCUCAAUAUAUUGUUCCCCACUGAGCGGCAACUAUGCGAUCUUGUUUUUCUCGGAUUCUCCACAGCUUCCGAUCUCUCAUUUACAGAGAUUUGUAGGGGAUGUACUAAUCAUUUGCUGAAGUUUGCCGAUGCCGUAGCAAAAGGAAGUCGUUCGGCAGAGCAGUUGUUUAAAUACCUCGACAUGUUUGAAGCAUUACGUGACUUAAUUCCCAAGUUUGAGUCUCUAUUUAGUAACCAUUACCGUGUGUCACUGAGGAAUGAAGCAAACACAGUUUUGAAGAAUUUGGGGGAAGCAAUAGUGGGUAUUUUCAUAGAGUUGGAAAAUAGGAUUCGCAGUGAUCCAGUGAAAGCGGCAGUUCCUGGUGGCAGGCUUCACCCUGUUGUCCGUUACGUAAUGAACUACCUAGUCCUCACUUGUGACUAUUGGCACACACUGGAGCAGGUGUUUGAAGACUAUGGGCAGAUGUUGAAGGAAUAUCGCAGGCUUGACGAUCGUGCACCCCCCUCUUCCCUUUUUUCUUUGCAGAUGGUUCAGAUUUUGGAGGUACUGUACAAUAAUUUGGAAGCCAAGUCCAAAAUCUAUAAUGAACCUGCUUUGUGUUGUGUUUUCUUAAUGAAUAGCAGCAGGUACAUACUUCAGAAGACAAAAGAUAAUGAAUUAGGGAAACUUUUACCUGAUGAUGUUAUCCAAAACCACGAAGCAAAAGUUUUGUACAAUCAUGAACAAUAUCUGAAAAGCUCAUGGAGUGAGGUCCUGGGAUUUCUGAAGCUGGACGACAAUAGAGUAAUGCCUCCUACUAUGGUAAAGAAGUCGAUGAAGAAAAAGCUCAAAUCGUUCAACAUAAUGUUUGAGGAAAUAUGCAGGGCUCAGUCUUUGUGGUUUGUCUUGGAUGAACAACUUAGAGAAAUCAUAAGAGUUUCUAUUGAGAGAAACUUGUUGCCAGCGUAUGGAAACUUCAUUGGGAGGUUUGAGAGUGUUCUGGAACAUGGAAAAUUUGAUGAUGAUAAAUAUGUGAAGUAUCAAAUGGAGGAUAUUGAAUCAAGACUCAAUGAUUUGUUUCAAGGAAGCAGUGGAUCAACUAAAGCUCAAAAUUGACGAUAAAGCUGCUGCAUAAUUUUGUAUGUUUGCAUUUGUUUGUGUAACUGAAAUUAAAUAAUGAUUGUCACAAACUAUAUUACAUUAUACUCUCUCCAUAGCUCUUUUAAGAUUAGACACAUUUUUAUGGACAUGCUUAGAAAGACAUCAAAUAAUUUUUUUAGCACUUAGAAAAGUGCACUACAACUCAGACUUAUGUGGGAACAAGAUAUAUAUUCAAUCAUCAAAA